AUGGAGACUGUUGUUGAAAAUCAAGAUUCGAGACCCCUCCCUGAGGGAUGGGUGCAGAACUAUGAACCAUCGUACUACGUCCAGAUGAAUGUCAUGCCGCCUAAAGUCAGCUUCACCCACCCUGCCGAUCUCGCACCGGCAGGCAAGCAAAAGUCGGCGUCGCCUUCGUCAUCCUUGGAAUCAGACUCUCGCUCUAAGAGCUCUGCUGCCCCAUCCCCCCAUUCAUCCCCUGUCCCGCUCGCAAAUAUGUCUCCUCAGCCCACAGCGUCGUCUGUAAUUUGGGUGAAGGAUAAUUCUGCAUCGCCGCCUUUAUGUGCGCCGAUUCCUCAGCCAGUUCCAGGGUCGAGACAGUUGCCUGCACCUCCUCAUUCCUCAGAUGAAUCGCAUGUGACAUUGUCAGUCCUGUACCCGUCAGCGCAUGCAAACAAUGCACCGAAUGCACAACUAACUUUGGGGAAUAUGUCUUCUGGGAAUGGUGCUAAUGAUAAUGUUUCCAAACUCACUCCUCCCUCACUCUAUGAUGUUAAUUACCAGCUUCAUCAAGCGCAAGCUCUUCAGCCGUGGUCCUCCUUGCCAGACCAUCUUCAACACGUGCACCAACGUUCACAGACUUUCGCUCCGGGGCAAACGCGACAAGUUGGGCAUAAUCCAAAUAAUGUGGUCAGUAAUGAGGUUCCUGCCUGUGUUAAUGGGUUUCAACAAACACAGGCCUUGGUCACACACGCUCGACUGCCCAGUCAACCCCCUAGUUUUACGACAGUUGCCACAAAUCCUGUCGCGGCCACUGCUCAGUCCCAACCCGAUCGAUCUCGCCAUUAUACAACUAUAGCCACAAAUCCAGUAGCAUUUGAGGUCCAACCUCAGGGCAACCAGUCUACCAAUUUUACCAACAUGGCUACAAACCACGUAAACCAAAUGGGCGCUUCACCGGGUGCGGUGUCUGUUGGUAAUACAGGGGCGCCAUCUCUCCCUACCUUCCUUUUUUCGCAGACAGGAAGAGUCAUGGGUCCGCGGCCUCCCCCUCUGAAUAACACCUCUCCCACAUUCACUGGCUCAACGUUUGCGAACCCAACAUCCAAUCUGCAAAUCAAUUCGGCCAUGACUCGCCCAAAUAAUCAACUCGCAAACAGUAUGGGCAAAAUUGCCGCUAAAGUGGCGAUUGAGGCCGCUUCUGGUUUUGUAUCUCAAGCCACUGGUAUUCCGACGACAGUUAUGAGGUCUGUCGGAAAUUUCAUCACCGAUCGCAGAUUAAUUUUCAUGUGGAAAGGGAUGUUUGAGAAGAAGAAAAACCCCAUUCAGGCCAAAGUCUUACAAGCUGUUUUAGAAGGAGACCCCAAAGCAAAUUAUCAAGGAGUUAUUGAUGCUUUGAUAAAGCAACAACAGGAGCUCAACGCUGUACAGAUGAAGGCUAGCAUGGCGUAUAAGCCAAUUCCCAGUCACCUAUAG
This is a messenger RNA of Psilocybe cubensis, 1446 nucleotides long. RefSeq lists its product as uncharacterized. NCBI's taxonomy places the organism in Eukaryota, Fungi, Basidiomycota, Agaricomycetes, Agaricales, Agrocybaceae. The record is from RefSeq and is a predicted model, not a curated record. The transcript is spliced from 2 exons. Bases 1 to 1446 code for a protein of 481 amino acids.